CAAUGGACACAAAGGUGGUGGAGAAAUGCGAGAUCUCACCCUCUGACGGCGGCGGCGCCGAGCAAUCGCUUCCACUCAUCUAUCUGGACGUGGCUUGGCUUCUCACCCACCACAUGCGAAUCCUCAAUUUCUACAGCUUCCCCUCCUCUAAACAACUCUUUUUCAACACCAUUCUUCCAAACCUCAAAAACUCCCUCUCUCUCGCUCUUAAACACUUUCUCCCUCUGGCCGGAAAGAUCGUCUUCCCUCUCAACUCCGGCAUGCCCAUUUCUCGCUAUGCCUCCGGCCAAGACUCCGUCUCCCUCACUGUCUCCAUCUCCCACUCCGACUUCUUCCUCCUCACCGGGAACCAUCCCAAGAAUGCCGAUGUUUUCUACAAUUUCAUCCCUGAGAUCCCUCCCGCCGUAUACUCAUCAGAUUCCAUCACCUUCCCCGUCAUGGCCCUCCAAAUCACCUUGUUCCCCAACCAGGGCAUCUGCAUCGGCGUCGCCACCCACCACGCCAUCGCCGACGGCGCCGCCAUAAUCUGCUUCCUCCAAACAUGGGCCUCGAUCAACAAAUUCCAGGGAGACGAGCAUCUGCUGGCACUGGGCCAGAAAGCCCUGCCCGUCUACGACAGAAGCGCCGUUGAAGGUUCCAGCAGGCUAACUCCACGAAUCUGGGAGAUGGUGAAGAAUUCAAAGCCGACGGUGACUUCUACCGUUUCUUUCCCGACGCACAAACUCCGCGAAACCUUCUUUCUGAGCGACCAAGAGAUCGCGGAGCUCAAGAAGUUGGUCCGCCUCAGGAAGCCCGGCCUGGCGCACGUGUCUUCCUUUGCCGUCACGUGCGCGCGUGUCUGGAGCUGCAUGGCCGCUGCGGCGGGCGACGCGGUGGGCGACGAUGAGCUGGAGUAUUUGUCGAUGCCCGUGGACUGCCGCGCGAGGCUGCGGCCUCCGCUCCCUAGCACUUACUUUGGCAACUGCUUGGUGCUCGUCCUCGCGGAGUGUGCCCACGGCAGGCUCAAAGGGAGCGAGGGGCUGGUGGCGGCGGCGGAGGCGAUCGGGGAGGCGAUUGAGGAGAUUUUAAGCAAUGAGAAGGGGAUUCUGGAUGGUAGUAUUGUACGAUAUCUGAAAUAUAUGGAGGCGAAGAGGGUGGUGGGAGUUAGCGGUUCACUGAGAUUUGAUAUGUGCGGUAUAGAUUAUGGAUGGGGAGGGAUGAAGAAAAUGGAAGCUCUUCACAUAGACGUGAGUGGAUCCAUCAGCCUAUUUAAGACGAGGGAUGGAGUUGAGGUAGGCUUGUCUAUGCCCAAGCUCAACAUCGAUGCUUUUGCAUCCCUCUUCAGCCUAAAUAUACAUCACACGCUUGCCAACCUAUAAAUGCUCAACCCUAAAUCCUAUUAACUUAAUUGCCCUCCAAAUGCUUUCUAUAUGUCUACUUUUUUUUUUUUUUUUUUAUCUCCAAAAAAGAAACCCUUUGUGUCUGCAUUCCUAUAAUUUACAGAGUUACAGGGCUUUGUACAACAAUAACUUAAAUUGAUUUUAAAAUUAAGACCAAAAUUUUCAAAUUUGUAACAUUAAUUAAUAGGUAAUGCAUUUGCAUGACGUGAAUUCUUGGCCCACUUUAAUUAAUGUCUUAUUUUUGCAAGCUUAAAAAUUUAGCUUUCAGCCCAUUAGCUCGAAACUCUUAAAAUGAACUGAAAAUUGUCUUACGGGUGCAUUACUUAUUA
Salvia miltiorrhiza (redroot sage) is the source of this 1708-nucleotide messenger RNA. RefSeq names its product phenolic glucoside malonyltransferase 1-like. Lineage: Eukaryota; Viridiplantae; Streptophyta; Magnoliopsida; Lamiales; Lamiaceae. The transcript has a single exon. The coding region runs from base 3 to 1358 and encodes 451 amino acids. The record is from RefSeq and is a predicted model, not a curated record.